AUGGCUGGAGGCAAUGCCGAGAAAGGGCAGGGCUAUAUCGCGGCCUUGGACCAGGCGCGGAGUCAGGGCAAAUGGGAUGAACUCCCCGAAUUGAUUAGAAAAGUUACAAAACAUGCACCGCAAAAGACUUGCCUGAUACAGACCGCAACUGCGGAAUCGCGUGUGAUUGCAUAUCUUCAACAAAAGUCCUCCGGCGACUCAUCUUCUUCCUCCCCAAAUCUCGUCGAGCUAAUUCCGGCCCUCUUGACGACAAUUGAGAAUAAUGACGGAUCACCACAAGAAUUAUUGCAAGCGCAGGUCUGUCUAGGGUGGAUACACUGGGCUUUGAAUGAACCUGGACUUUCGGCAGCGCGUCUCCCUAAGGAUUUCGCGGCGACUAUUGACAGCUUGGCCAGUGGAGGAGAGCAACCUACUUCAUGGACCGAGGUCUGCUUAGUGAAGGGAUGCUACAUCAAGGCAACCGCACAAUUUACCGCUGCAGACAUCGGUGACGCAUUGGAGACAUUUUCAUCUCUAAUUCCGUGGCUAAGCGGGGGCAAAUUAGCCUCAAUCACCACCCCGCAAUUCCUAAAAUGGUCCGAGUCACUUCUGGGCAAUGGUGCCCUUUUGGCCAGUGAUCAAGUGACCAAACGUCCACAAUAUUCAGAUCCCAGGCAUGCAGAUAUUGCCUUGCGAUUACUCAGGUUGUGGGCGUCUCAUCCUGCCGUGAAACAAGGGGUCUCUACUAACAACGCAUCGAAUGUGGAUGGUUUCAACCCAGCUCCCCGGGCAUCGGUAUGGACCGCUUACUACAAACUUCUCACAGCGGUCCUUCAGAAUGGGGUCACAUACACCGGCCCCAAUGACGGGCCGGACCGCCCACAACUUAGCAGUGAAUUGCGCCGCGUAGAAACUAUCUAUGAACGCAAUCUUCUCUCUGAAGUCAUGUUUCCUACAGCCAGCUCGCAGAACUCCCAAGUCGAAGAGUGGGUGGAGCAGGUGAUUAAUAACUGGCAAGUCUUGUGUGGUCCUGAGUGGCAGGAUUCAGACCUCGGCGAAGGGGGUCAGAAUGCAGUUGGUCGUAAUGUUCUAGAGAUCCUAUACCGGGCAGCGACAAAGACCUAUCACUCUCAUUUGGUACUUCGACGUCUCUUCCAUGUUCAUUCUGCGUUAGCAGACUUUGACCUUGCUGUGAAGGCGCUUGAUUCCUAUAUCGAGAUUGUCACUGCAGCCAAAGAAAGGGCAGAGAAGUCUGCUGCGUAUGGUGAGCUGGAAAAGGAUGAAAUAUUGCUGCAGACGCUUUCUGAGGGGGUCACGUUAUUGAGCUGUCUUGGCUCGCUGGAAGAGGCAGAGAAAGCCCGAGACCUGACUGAAAUGAUAAGGGAGUAUAUCGACAAGAACGAUACACCCCCCACAAACGGUCAGGUCAAUGGCAAUUCUACGAACUUGCCAAAAAUCCCUCCCUCUGUAUUGGCCUCCUCCUACCGAGCCAUCGGUGUUGGACUUGCCUGCUGGGCAAGCUGGACUCCUGUGACCGAAUCACGGGAUGAAAUUAGAGCGGAUGCGAUUGAAUACCUUGAAAAAAGUCUUGACCCAGAAUUGGGAAGUAGCUCAAGCUAUUCUUCAAUUUACACCCUAGGUCUUGUGUUGGCCGAGAACAGAGAUUUGGACACUGCAAUUGACUAUGUCAAGUCAGCACUGACGCCAAGCAUUUCGUCCACUGCGGUAUCUGAUGAUCUUUCCAAAGAACGUGACUUGGUAUCUCUAUGGCAUUUGCUUGCACUACUGCUGAGUGCGAAGCAGGAGUUCGAGAUUGCUGGGCGCUCAUGUGAGGCCGCAUUCGAGCAGUUCCCUCGAGAAUUAUUCUCAAAGGGUCAUCGCGAACGGAAUCCGUCGAGGAACGCGCAAACCCCCAAUCAGCGCUCAAUCGUGAGCAGGUUGCAAGGCAGAGAAAAAGAACGCAUCGUUCAAACCCGCAUCACACAGCUUGCGUUCAUCGAGCUCCUAGAAGGGCCCGAGGCUGCUGUCAACCAUAGCACACAAUUAUUGAGUCUUUUCGGCACUCUUUUCCAGGACCUGAACCUCGAGGCUGGGGGCACUAAAGCCGAGGCAGACCAUCUAGUACCGCCAAAGAGCUCUGCCGGAACUACCAAGAGCUUCCGAGGAAGCAUUUUUGGCCGAAACAGAACAGUCCAAUUACCAGAUCGCCGUGCUGAUCAGAGCAAUGGCUCUGAUACUGCUAUUCCACCCACCCCAGCUAUCCCAAAUGGUCAUAUGACCGAUCAUCCGUCGAUCCAGGUCACGGAUGAAGACCCCAACAGCCGCCAGGGAAGAGCGCCAACGAUUGGGAGAGCAGACUCUAAGAAAUUGAAAAAGCGAAGUUCAAGCUUCCAUAGAAACGAGAGGCCGCGCGUUGAAGAGCCCCCGCUUCCUAAUAAUGGGGGUGAAACACCCGCAGAAAUGGUGGGCGUUGCAUUUUCUGGCAACACAUCACCAGAGUCGGCAAUCCAUCCUACCAAAGGCAGACAGCCACUGCCGAAGAUGGCACACAACAUGAACUAUAAACAAGAAAUUUCCCCCGCCGGCCAUGAGGAACAACCCCCUAAACAGGAUAUCCGGCUCCCAGUCGGCCACCGCUUCGACUCUCCCACAAGCGCCGUCACGAAGUUUUCUCUAAUCCAAUCCCAGAAGCACGCCUUAAGUCUUCUUGUCAAAAUCUGGCUUGUUAUCGCUGGUCUUUAUCGCCGAGCGUCACUUUUCGACGAUGCCCGUGAAGCAUGCGAAGAAGCUUCCAAACAAGCCGCGCGAGUGGAAGCACUUGUGGCAUCACAUGAAUCCUCAGCUCGAUCUUUCAGCAAGCGUGGCUGGGGUGCUUCAAAGAGCUCUGAGGAGCUCUGGGCGGAUGUCUACGCGGAACAGGGUCUCUUGUCCCAGGCUCGAUCUAACCCCCAUCAAGCUAUGAGGCAUUUUGAGGAAGCGCUGCUGCGCUAUCAGGACCACCCAGCAGCAACCAUUGGGCUUGCUAAUCUUCUCUUGGACAUUUGGGAUCAAAAAUUGGAUCCUGAGCCAUCAAAUGCCGACGUGGAUCUUAACGCCUCACGUCUAUCGUUGCUCUCGGAGACACCAAAACCCAACUCUGCGAAGGCUAUCUCGACUGACGAUCUGAAAAAAUCAAGCGAGCCGAAAAAGGCGGUUCCCGAAGAGGCACCUCUAUCUGCACAAGAUGUUGAGCCUAAGCUUCUGCACCGUCUCGCGGCCCGCGAUCGCGCCUAUGGGCUUCUUUCGGCGUUGACGAAGCUCGGAAGCUCAUGGGACAACUCCGAGGCAUGGUAUGCGUUGUCGAGAGCAUAUGAGGCCGGCGAGCAGAUCGAAAAGCUGAAAGAAGUGCUUUGGUGGUGCAUUGAACUGGAGGAUCGAAGGCCAAUUCGGCACUGGUCUAAUAUUGGGUCCGGCGUCUAUGUUCUUUAA
Molecule: messenger RNA, 3447 nt
Organism: Penicillium griseofulvum
Lineage: Eukaryota; Fungi; Ascomycota; Eurotiomycetes; Eurotiales; Aspergillaceae
Exons: 5
Coding region: 1-3447 (1148 amino acids)
Molecular function (GO): protein binding
Source: RefSeq, a predicted model, not a curated record